This is a messenger RNA of Microthlaspi erraticum, 888 nucleotides long. The record is from the annotation of a GenBank genome assembly. Lineage: Eukaryota; Viridiplantae; Streptophyta; Magnoliopsida; Brassicales; Brassicaceae.
AUGGCUGUUUCUUCAUCUCCAUGGGCUCUAAUGGCUCUGUUUCUGAUGGCUUCCUCUACGGUCAUGGCAAUUCCUCCAAGAAAGGCCAUUGAUGUUCCCUUCGGCCGCAACUACGUCCCAACUUGGGCUUUCGACCACCAGAAGCAGUUCAAUGGCGGUUCCGAACUUCAGCUUAUCCUCGACAAAUAUACUGGGACAGGGUUUCAAUCGAAAGGGUCAUAUUUGUUCGGACAUUUCAGUAUGCACAUAAAGCUGCCGGCUGGAGACACUGCCGGAGUGGUCACAGCUUUCUAUCUAUCGUCUACGAACAAUGAGCAUGAUGAGAUAGACUUCGAGUUUCUCGGGAACAGAACGGGACAACCAGCGAUAUUGCAGACGAAUGUGUUCACAGGAGGAAAAGGAAACAGAGAACAGCGGAUCUAUCUUUGGUUCGACCCUUCAAAGGCUUAUCAUACUUACUCCAUCCUCUGGAAUCUCUACCAAAUUGUAUUCUUUGUUGACAACAUACCAAUCCGUGUGUUCAAGAACGCAAAGGAUCUUGGAGUGCGUUUCCCAUUCAACCAACCGAUGAAACUGUACUCGAGCCUUUGGAACGCGGAUGAUUGGGCCACGAGAGGUGGUUUAGAGAAAACCAAUUGGGCUAAUGCACCAUUCAUAGCAUCAUACAGAGGAUUCCACAUCGACGGUUGCCAAGCUUCUGUCGAGGCCAAGUACUGUGCGACUCAAGGCCGCAUGUGGUGGGACCAGAAGGAGUUUCAAGACCUUGACGACUACCAAUACCGUCGUCUCAAAUGGGUCCGCAUGAAGUGGACCAUCUACAACUAUUGUACCGACCGGUCUAGGUUCCCGGUUAUGCCAGCGGAAUGUAAAAGGGACAGAGACGUGUGA